Molecule: messenger RNA, 3488 nt
Organism: Lucilia cuprina (Australian sheep blowfly)
Lineage: Eukaryota; Metazoa; Arthropoda; Insecta; Diptera; Calliphoridae
Product: extracellular matrix protein A-like
Exons: 4
Coding region: 39-3437 (1132 amino acids)
Cellular component (GO): extracellular region
Molecular function (GO): chitin binding
Source: RefSeq, a predicted model, not a curated record
ACAAGAGAGAAGUUCUUCAAUAAAGUUAAAUAAAAAAAAUGACAACGAAAUUGGUCGUAUCCUGUUUAUUGCUGGCAUUUGCCAUAUCGGCUUGUCAAGCUGCCAAAUUGGAUACUGCCUUAUAUGCUCGCUAUGUUUGCCGUUCUAGAAAUGAUGAUUUCAAAACCCUCGUACCCGGUAGUUGUUCGAAAUACUAUCAAUGUCAAAAUGGUAAAGCAAUGGUCCAAACUUGUCCUUAUUUCUUUGAUCCCCUGAACAAAGAAUGUGUCACCAAGAAUCCUGGUUGUGUGGAGACCCUAAAGACAAAACAGGAUUGCGAAGGUCCCUGUUGUGGCAUUUCAGAUGGCGGUUAUGCUGUGGAUCCCAAUAAUCAAACUGUAUAUUAUUUAUGCAAAAAUAAUUGUGUGGCCGAGAAGAAAUGUUGUCCAAAAGGUGAAAUGUUUGAUUUGAUAAAAUUGGAAUGCAGUUCACCAUCGACUUGCAGCGAUUGUACAACACCUAAGCCACCAUGUAAGACAACGCCAACAACUACAACACCAUGUACUACAACUAAAAAACCUUGUGAGCCAACUACAACACCUUGUACUACAACAACGUGUAAAUCAACUACAACCACUUGCACCACAACUACUUGUACCACAACAACUUGUACCACAACUACUUGUACCACAACAACUUGUACCACAACUACUUGCACCACCACUACUUGCACCACAACUACUUGUACCACAACUACUUGCACCACAACUACUUGUACCACAACCACUUGCACCACAACUACUUGUACCACAACUACUUGUACCACAACAACUUGUACCACAACAACUUGUACCACAACAACUUGUACCACCACUACUUGUACCACAACUACUUGCACCACAACUACUAGUACCACAACUACUUGUACCACAACUACUUGUACCACAACUACUUGUACCACAACAACUUGCACCACAACUACUUGUACCACAACUACUUGUACCACAACUACUUGCACCACAACCACUUGCACCACAACAACUUGCACAACUACCACAAAAGCACCCUGCAAGCAAACAACAAAACCCUCAAUAACUACCUGUACAACCACAAAAGCUCCUUGUACCACUACGAAAGCUCCCUGUACUACUACAAAAGCUCCCUGUACCACUACGAAAGCUCCCUGCAAAAAGCCAGCCAAUGAAACUCCCAAUGAUAAUAAACCAAUCAUUAAGGAUCCCUCUCAGUACAUUUUACCCUUACCAAUGACUCAAGAGGAAAUUGACUUUUACACACGCUAUGGCUGUUUAAAUAAAGAAGAAGGUCACCUUUUACCAUCCGUAAAGAAAUGCAAUGAAUAUUACAUUUGUCGCAACAACGUUGCCCUACCAGUAAGCUGUGGCAAAUUAUAUUUCAAUAACAAGAAGGGCAUUUGUGAUUUACCCGAAAAUACCAAUUUUGUAGCCUGUCUUUUAGUGGUUAUUACCAUUUCUUCUUGCCAAGCGGCCAAACUGGAUAAUGCCUUACUAGCCAGGUAUUUGUGUCGUUCUAGACCUGAUGGUUUUAAGACCAUUGUUCCCGGCAGUUGUUCACGGUACUAUGAAUGUCAAGGAGGAAAAACUUUUGUGAAACCAUGUGCUCGUUUCUUUGAUUUUACGAAACAGGCAUGUGUUGACAAUAAUCCUGGCUGUGUGGAGACUAUUAGACGAUUGCCGGAAUGUAACGGCCCUUGUUGUGGCAUUGAGGAUGGUGGUUAUGCUGUGGAUCCUAAAAAACCUCAGGCCUAUUAUCUGUGUAAAAAUAAUGUUGUAGAAAAGGAAAGCUUUUGCAAAGAUGGUAAAAUGUUUGAUUUAGUUAAAUUGCAAUGUGCUGUAGCAUCUGAAUGUGCUGACUGUACAACAUCUAAGCCAUGUGAGACUACCACAAAGAAGCCAUGCACAACAACUAAAGCUCCAUGCACUACAACAACUUGUACUACUACAACCUGUACUACAACACCUUGCACUACAACAACUUGCACUACUACAACUUGUACUACAACACCUUGCACUACAACAACUUGCACUACUACAACUUGUACUACUACAACUUCUACUACAACACCUUGCACUACCACAACUUGUACUACUACUACUACCCCAUGUACUACUACAACACCUUGCACUACCACAACUUGUACUACUACUACCCCAUGCACUACCACAACACCUUGUGUUACUAAGCCUCCUCCCUUAAUAUCAGGCAUACUGCUGGUUUUGGCGUUGUCAACCAGUCAGGCGGCCACAGUGAAUAACGAUCAACUAGCCAAAUAUUUGUGUCGUUCCCAUAAAGAUGGUUUCAAAAUGCUGGUACCCGGUAGCUGUUCCCAGUACUAUCAAUGCAAGGGUGAUCAAGCACUAUUGAAGACAUGUCCCAAUUUUUACGAUUCAGUGAAAGGGGAAUGUGUCACAAAGAAUCCUGGUUGUGUGGAGACCAUUAAAGUGCCAUUAACCUGCGAAGGUCCCUGUUGUGGUAUAAAAGAUGGAAAUUAUGCUGUGAAUGCCAAAAAUCAAGCAAUAUAUUAUUUGUGUAAAAAUAAUGCUGUAGCCGAAAAGAAAUGUUGUCCAGCUGGUGAAAUGUUUGAUUUGGUGUUGAAAAAAUGUAGCACACCAAAGGUAUGCCAUGAGUGUACAACGACUAAACCACCAUGUACUACAACGACCUGUACUACGAAGGCACCAACAACAUGUACAACAACCACUUGCACUACUACUCCUUGUACUACAACAACUUGUACUACAACUCCAUGCACUACAACAACAUGUACUACAACCACUUGCACUACUACUCCUUGUACUACAACUACUUCUACCACAACUACUUGCACCACAACUACUUGUACUACAACUACUUGUACCACAACCACUUGCACUACUACUACUUGUACAACAACCACUGGCACUACUACUCCUUGUACUACAACUACUUGUACCACAACUACUUCCACCACAACUACAUCUACCAAAACUACCUGCACCACAACUACUUGUACCACAACGACUUGUACCACAACUACUUGUACCACAACUACAUGUACCACAACUACUUGUACCACAACCACAUGUACCACAACUACUUCCACCACAACUACCUGUACCACAACUACAUGUACCACAACUCCUUGCACUACUACCACUUGUGCUACAGCAACAACUUCUAAAAAAUCCGCUGAUGCACACAAUUCUGCAGAAAGUAACAAACUACAAAAGAAUAUCGACAACUAUAUGAGUAUUGCCUGCAAUGACAAACCUAAUGGCUAUUUGUUAGCCUCCUUAACAAGUUGCAACGAAUAUUAUAUUUGCCGUAAUCGUCAAGCCUUGCGCGUUAGUUGUGGUAAACAAUAUUUCAACGCUUUCUUGGGUAUUUGCGAUAAACCUGAAAAUACCAAAUGUAAUCAAGCACAAUUUUCUUUGCCCUAAAUAAAAUAUCACAUAUGUUUAUCAUGAAUAAAGUAACAAAACUAAAACAUA